AUGAACCUGGGGUGCAGCAAGGAGGAGCGAAUCUGCAGCAGCUCAGCAAAGGUCUCCGAGCCCGGAGCACAGCCUCGAGAGAACAGUCUCGACGAAAGGGCAGACGAGAUGGGCGUGUUGAUGUCGUGCGGCCAGGCUCACGCCAUUGCGGCGGGCGAGUCGGACGACUGUCUGACCCGCUCGCACAAGGCCAACGGAAAGAACCACGCCGGCAUCGCCGAGGGCACCGCCUUGCCGGUCGAGUCCAUCCCAAAGUUCUUUAGCAAGAACGGCUUCGAAGGCGUCGACCCGAAAAAGACCAAGAAGAACGGCUGCGGCAAGGGCAAUUGGGGCGGCCCAUGCGAGGAGGUCGAGGACGAGGCAAUCAACUGGAACCACAUCCGUCGCCGGUCCAACAGCUUCGGCGUCAACCACCACCUCGAGAACUUCAAGACCAAGUUCGAGGUCAACGAGCCGGAGCCUGUCUUUGAGGAGAACCUCCACGGCCCGCCGUCCGCCACGGACGACGACACCCUCACCAAGACUGAGACCUCUUCCAGCGGCGGGUCCGUCGACGAGGACGGGCACAAGGACAUGGUCCACAAGGACAUGUGA
Molecule: messenger RNA, 594 nt
Organism: Microdochium trichocladiopsis
Lineage: Eukaryota; Fungi; Ascomycota; Sordariomycetes; Xylariales; Microdochiaceae
Exons: 3
Coding region: 1-594 (197 amino acids)
Source: RefSeq, a predicted model, not a curated record